AUGGCAGUCAGACUUGAAUCUGGACAACCAUGGCCGCAGAGUGUUGAUAUGCACAAUCGAGAGAUGAGGCAGCAGAGAUUUGCACACUUCACUGAACUGGCAAUCAUCUCCGUUCAGGAAAUAGUUGACUUUGCAAAACAACUGCCAGGGUUCCUGGACCUCACCCGUGAAGAUCAGAUUGCUCUGCUGAAGACUUCUACCAUUGAGAUCAUGCUUUUGGAAACAUCGCGAAGGUAUGAUCCAGAGAUCCAGGGCAUCACAUUUCUGAAAGAUUUCAGUUACAAUAAAGAGGACUUUGCCAGGGCAGGACUACAGCUUGAGUUUAUCAAUCCUAUCUUUGAGUUUUCAAAAGGCAUGAAUGAUCUCCACUUGGAUGAUGCAGAAUACGCUCUCCUCAUCGCUAUCAGUCUCUUCUCAGCAGACCGCCCAAAUGUUGAAGACCAUGAGCUGGUGGAAAGGCUGCAACAGCCUUACGUUGAGGCUCUUCAUUCCUACACCCGGAUCAAGAGACCAACUGAUCAGCUGAUGUUCCCUCGCAUGCUGAUGAAGCUCGUUUCCCUGCGGACUCUGAGCAAUGUCCAUUCCGAGCAAGUUUUUGCUUUACGACUUCAGGAUAAAAAAUUGCCGCCCCUCCUUUCAGAAAUCUGGGACAUGCAUGAAUAACCCCGGAGUUUUCCGCGUGGAGUCCAGCUCACGGAAACAGAUCGACUGUCAAAUUAGGAAGAACUUUACUGGUGGGAAUGAGAACAGACAAGGAAGCUCGCUGAGAGAGUUAUAUAUUCUUUCAACUGUAAUUAUCAAUGCAGUACCCCAUGUUUAGAGACAUUUUAAGGGGAUUUCCUGUGUUGCAUCUCGAAGGAUCCCAUUUUACGAUUGCUUUCUUGUUUUAACUGUUAACUAUAUGGUAGCUGACUAUCUCUGUCCAUGUUCACAGUACAGAUUUUAAGACACUGUUUGAAUGUAGUGACUGGCUGGAAUUUGUGACAGGAAUAGGGGAACCAGCUCUCCACGUCCCUGUCAAACAGCCACUGAGAGCCAGGCUCAGGGAACGAUAUUUUGUUUGUCAGUGAGCAGCAGCAGGACAGUGAGGGAACAGAGACUAGAGCGCGGGCCGGUGUUACCAAGAGAUAUACUGCCAACUAACCAAGGUCGGAAUGUGCCACCAUGCAGCUUUAUAUGAAGCUAUUGAUUUAUAAUAAUGCACUAAAACUAACCUGAAAGCUCA
This is a messenger RNA of Rhincodon typus (whale shark), 1225 nucleotides long. RefSeq names its product oxysterols receptor LXR-alpha-like. Gene Ontology annotation, biological process: lipid metabolic process; negative regulation of transcription by RNA polymerase II; cell differentiation. Gene Ontology annotation, molecular function: nuclear receptor activity; RNA polymerase II cis-regulatory region sequence-specific DNA binding. The coding region runs from base 1 to 663 and encodes 220 amino acids. The transcript is spliced from 6 exons. Lineage: Eukaryota; Metazoa; Chordata; Chondrichthyes; Orectolobiformes; Rhincodontidae. The record is from RefSeq and is a predicted model, not a curated record.